CUGUCUUCGUAAGCGCCAGCACUAGUAAAGAGUCUGAUAAUUUUUUGCUCCUUGUGUGAAUAAUUUUGCAAAUAAAUUUAAUAAAAUGACUAACGCCUGGAGAGCAGCUGGAAUUACCUACAUUCAAUAUUCGAACAUUGCGGCCCGUGUUCUGCGUGAAGCCCUGCGUACCGAUCUCCGCGCCGCCGCCGCAAAGCGUGAUGAGAGCCAUGUGAAGUUUACACCAUGGGCUAACGGAAAACCAGCACAUGAGAAAUAGAUAUCUUUAGCAGCAAAACUGUUGUAGCAAGGUCGCGCCAAGCGGAAUCUGCCUAAAUGCUCCAAAAAUAACUGGGGGACCAUGAAGCUGCGAAUAGCAUUAUUUUGGGAUGUUUCCAUAAUUAAAAUAUGCUUAAUUGAGAAUUAAAUAUCGAAAAACAUUCAAAAAACAA
Drosophila busckii is the source of this 431-nucleotide messenger RNA. RefSeq names its product protein stunted (gene sun). Gene Ontology annotation, molecular function: proton-transporting ATP synthase activity, rotational mechanism. The record is from RefSeq and is a predicted model, not a curated record. NCBI's taxonomy places the organism in Eukaryota, Metazoa, Arthropoda, Insecta, Diptera, Drosophilidae. The transcript is spliced from 4 exons. The coding region runs from base 86 to 259 and encodes 57 amino acids. Gene Ontology annotation, cellular component: mitochondrial inner membrane. Gene Ontology annotation, biological process: proton motive force-driven mitochondrial ATP synthesis.